UCGAGUCCCCGUGCCCUGCGGGCGGCGCCGUUACCGCUCGAUCACGCAGAAGCCCAAGAAACACGUGGCCGGGCGCGUGCGCGCGCGGGGCACUGUGGGUAAAUCAGUGCGGCUCCUCUCGCGGGGCCGCGAACCGAAGCGACUGGAACCCGCGGAGGGGACCCGAAGGGACCCGAACGGGCCCAGGAGGACGAAGGGCAUCGAGGUUCCCCGGCGGCGGUGCCGCGAGAAGAGGAAGAAGGUGGAGGAGGGCAGGGGUGAGGAGGUCAUGACCCCCAGCGCGCGGAUCCCCCACCGCCUCCCUCGUGCGGGACCCCUCCGUGACCUUUAACCCCCUGCGGAGGAGACGGCGGCUCGCCCCCACGGGGGGCACCUGCGGGCGACUCUUUCAACACGCGUCACUCGCGGGCGGUUGGCAAGCUCCUCCAAGUGCCCAGUUCACCUCUCCACUCGUCUGUCUGCUGGCUCUGCUGCACGCAGCUCUGGGCUGCGAUGGAGCACAUCGCGGAGGGAGACGGAGCGGCUCUGCCACACGACGGCAAGGCUGAGCUGCAGAGCGUGCCGGUAACAUUCCGUGUCUGCGGUAGCGCAGCGAUUGCCGCUCUCAAACACAACGGGCUGCUCCAGAGCCUGGCUGUGGAGACGGAGCGCACACCGCGAGCAGAGGAGAUGGAGGAUCUGAUCCAGGCUCAGAAUGAGUGGGCAGCAGUGGAAACGAUUCAGCCAGUGGCAGGAGCGGGGGCGGAGGUGCUCGCUCAGACGCCUCCCAUCUCCUUCAGCGAGGCCCUGCACCACUUCCAGACGGCCGACCUCUCCCGCUACUCUAAGUUGAUUCAGCCCACGCUGCGUCGAGGGGGGCUCUCGGCCCUCGCACACUUCCUGUUCGGCCCCCCACGCCUCCGCCGGGAGCUGCAAGGAGAGCGAGACCUGGUGUUCACCAUGGCUCUGUGCCCGCUGGAUCACAGCCAGGCCGUACACACACGUAUCCUGCAGACCGUCUACCGCCAGCUCACGGGAUCCCGCCUCGACUGCCCACGCUUCGGCCCCCACUGGGAGGAGAUCGGCUUCCAGGGCAGUGACCCGGGCACCGACCUGCGUGGAGCGGGCCUGCUGGGUCUGAUGCAGCUGCUGUGUGCGCUCACGGAGCCUCACAGCCUGCCUCUCACACGCGAGCUCUACCGCCUCUCCCAGCACCACACACAGAACUUCCCAUUCUGCAUCAUGUCCAUCAACCUGAGCCGCAUUUGCCUGCAGGCUCUACGCGAGGAGUGCCUCACCAGGGAGUGUAACCGCCGGCUGCAGGUGGUGCCGGUGCUGAGCGACCUCUUUGCUGCGCUGCUGCUGCAGCUGCACCGCACGUGGAGGGAGCGCCACUGCACCAUCGCUGACUCCGGCGCCGUGCUGCAAGAAGUGGAGGUGGCCGCCAAGCGGUCCCCGAGGCAGCUGCUCCGCCAGCUGGAGCUCCACUUGAGCGGUGGCGCCCCCGGCCCCACCGCUCCCACCGGCCCCACCGCAGCCCAGACCCUCGGCUUCUCCUCCGUCUCCGACAUGGACGGCAGCCCCCCCGGACGCGCGGACAGAAGCAAGGGGGGGCACGGGGGAGGCAGGGGGCAGCAAUACAUCGUGGACGACCGCACGGCGCCCUAAGGGAGGAGUGCAGGGCGGGGAGGGGGUCACGUGGUGGAGGGCGGAGGUCGCGGGCUGCUCUCGUUGGGCGUGUCGGGCGGCACCGUGGGGUCGCCCGGCUCCAUCCGGGUGGAGCGACCUCCACUCGAGCACGGGGUGUCGCGGUGCUGCUCAGAUGAUGAGCUACGCUCAAGAGAAAGGUAAUGACAGGUGGCGGUGGUUGCGGUCGCUGGUGACAGUGGUGGUAAUGGUUGUAAGGGGUGAUGGCGAUCGUAGUGGCAGUGCUGCUAGUCAUGGCGGUGGUGGUGGCUGUGGUGAUAGUGGGAGCGGUGGUAGUGGUAGGGGUUCAAGUUCAUUGUGUGUAGCCAAGAUGAGAACGAUAGAGACCAGGGUAGGAGUCUCCCACUUACAAGAGUGACCCUGGUCACCAAAGUGACAAAAACAAAUAUAGUACAGCAAUGAAGCAAAUAUUAAUCGGGGUUAGUGGUGGUAGUUGAUAGUUGUGGCGGUAGUGAUGGCGAUAGUGGGGGACGGUGGUAGUCAUUGCGCGUAGGGCGUUUGCCGGUUCGCUAAACACACGCGUGACGGUUACCAACGCGCACCGGUGUGAGAUGAAUUGGAGAUCCGGCCGCUCUUGACGUUUGUGUCGCCAAAGUCCGACAUGGCGGGGGAGGAGGUGCCGCUAAUUCCGACGCCUGCUGUAGUUAGCGGCGCGCAGAGACGAACAUCACCGACUAGGAGACUGGGAAGCGCUUCGGGAAUAAUGAUCAAAAUCAGAUGUCUAACAGCUCGCCCACCGGCGAUUCCAUGAAUUGCCGUCAUUAGGGUUAGAGGGUAGAAUGUAUGAUUAUUUUGUCUCGUUUGUAUUGUUAGUAAAAAAAGGUUUUUGUGUUAGAUCGCGUAAGUAUAAAUGUGUUGUAACCCUCCACCAUCUGGCAGCCAAUUAGUAAGGGAUUUGUCACGUUAACAAAACUCC
Messenger RNA from Petromyzon marinus (sea lamprey), 2602 nucleotides. It is a transcript of the gene ELMOD3, whose product is annotated as ELMO domain containing 3. The record is from RefSeq and is a predicted model, not a curated record. NCBI's taxonomy places the organism in Eukaryota, Metazoa, Chordata, Hyperoartia, Petromyzontiformes, Petromyzontidae.